CGCAAAAUGACCGGUAAGGCUGUAGGUGGAAACACUUGUAGCCUAAUUGAUAAUAAUAUGAGAGAAUGCACGGGUGCUUUUACAAGGGAGUUUAGAGAUAAUGAUUUCGGACCCCCUUCUUCGAGGGUUACAACUGGUAUAUAUACUGAGCUGCAGGGGACAAAACGAUGUGCACUCACGUGGGUGCACGUUCUCGGAUGGUGAGAGGUGAUGGCCUUCGUCCUUUUGCUGCUUCGUCACUUAGCGAGGAAGAUUACUUCCCUUGUCGCGUACUGGCUUGGACAGAUUCCUUCAGCAUCUCAUUUGAUCCUCCAGCGAUGUGGGUCGCUACAAUCCAAACCACUCUAGAUUCGAAGUAUUUAUCAAAAUGCCCUGUAAAUGUUUCGUAUUUGGUGGACUACCCUGUAAAGGUUCCGGCGAUAAAGACGAAGGUAAAUUCAAAGGACUUUCCACAUAUGAAGCUGACUGUGAAGUCUUCACUGCAAGACUUUCAAAAAUUGAUGAAAGAAAAGUUGUGCGAUCAUAUGGAAAUCCUAGAAGUGUUUAGGAGAGAUUCUCCUUUUGGUGCUUUCCUUGAUGUCCAACUUGUUCCCCCUCCAGCCAUGUUAUGGCAGUUGAUGGUUAGGGAGGCUAAUGUGAAAGGAGCAAAAGCUCCCGGAUACGAAGAGCAGUAUGAUAAGGAUUCACUGCAUGUUUUCGUUAAAGAAAACUGGUCAAAGGGUGUGGUAUGUUACACUUCAGUUGUCGAGAGGUUCUCAAAAUUGUGCCAGCUACUUGACGAUGAAGGGAAGAAAGAGUAUGCACUCCAGUGGAUAGUGAAGGUGGCGACAUUGAUGUUUGUUGUUCUCGUUUUAAUUGGUCAUGCUAAGAAAGAUGCCCCAGUUCCGAAAUGGAUCCUUGCCACUGUUGCAAACUCUGAUGAUUCCAUGUCUUUCCCAUGGGGGACAUGGGCAUUCCUGGAGUCCCUCCGUAUCCAAUCUUUGGGGAAGGACUUAGUUUCAGAAAAAAAGAAGCUUGUCAAAGGCGGGAAAACAUCAAACACCCUCCGAUACAAUGGCUUUGUCCUCCCCUCAUCCAGUGUUAGGAGCAUUCUUCUUCCAGAAGGAAGUGAAAUACGUGCCCCUUGGAUCACCAGUCUGACCUCCUUGCCUUAUGUUUACAAUCCAACUCUUGGAGAAUUCGUAAGGGGAAUCCAAGGUGGUGACAAGCAUAUUCAAUUAUGCAUGAAAAAACAACUUCUGGCCCAAGCAAGUGAAGAUGAAGUUCCUAUAGGAAGGAAUUCAUCUAGAGAUGAAGUUCACUCUUCAAGUGAGGGGUCAGAAGUCCCCUCCAAAAAGUAUGUCCUUAGGAGGAGAAAAGUAUCAAAGCCGUGCACCCCACAUGAAAAGGCUGAGCACAGACCUAUGUUGGAAACACAGAGCCCUCUGUUGGAAAGGACAACCAAUAUCAAGGCUUCAUCUUUAAGUGGAAAUUCUAGUCAAAUCUUGCCUAAUUCACUGAAAGAUUACAUUGAUGGUAAAUUUUCUAAGCUUCAAAAGACGCUAUGUCUGGAGGUUGAAAAUUUCUUGGAAAGAAAAUUUCAGACACUAGAAAAAAGAAUUCUCUUAACCUUACUUGCAUCCUCAAAGGGAGGGACUGACGAAGCGAAGGAAUACGAUGGGAAGAAAGAAGAGCCGGUGGAAGUGAAUGAGGUCGACCACUCUAUACAUGAAGGGGUGGACCAUAAUGAAGAGGAUGAAAUAAAAGAUGGGAAGGAAGAUGAGAAGGUCGACCCCCCUUGUUUUGAAUGGGUGGACCAUAAUGAAGAUGCUAUUAAAGAUGGGNUUCAAAAUUUGCAACCUUCGGUGCUUAGCGGAUUCAGUGAACUUGACAUUGUCCAAUUGAGAACUUCAUACGCAUAUGCAAUAUGUAGAGAGAACUUUUAAUACUCGAGUUGCCAAGGUCUUUUUGCGCUGACAACGGAAUUUCUGAUGGCACAAUGAAAAUUACUACCUCCGUCCCACUCUCUUUGUCCACUUUUGACUUUUGGAACGGUUCAUCUAAGCACUUUGACUCAUCAAAUUCUCUCAAUGUGUAAGCCUAAAUAUAGUCAUGUGUGAUCUUGUUUGAUUUGUCUUAACAUAUAGAUUAUUAAUAUAUAAUUUCUAUAAUUUUUUAAUAUACAAAUUACAAGAUAAAAUGGAUUAAAGAAAUGCAUUGGAUGGUG
Messenger RNA from Cuscuta campestris, 2206 nucleotides. Lineage: Eukaryota; Viridiplantae; Streptophyta; Magnoliopsida; Solanales; Convolvulaceae. The record is from the annotation of a GenBank genome assembly.